Poecilia latipinna (sailfin molly) is the source of this 1896-nucleotide messenger RNA. RefSeq names its product transglutaminase 2b (gene tgm2b). Gene Ontology annotation, cellular component: mitochondrion. The record is from RefSeq and is a predicted model, not a curated record. The annotation marks the transcript as partial. The transcript is spliced from 11 exons. Gene Ontology annotation, biological process: peptide cross-linking. Lineage: Eukaryota; Metazoa; Chordata; Actinopteri; Cyprinodontiformes; Poeciliidae. Gene Ontology annotation, molecular function: protein-glutamine gamma-glutamyltransferase activity.
UGUGUCACACCCCCUUUCUCUGACUGGUACAAGGAGGGUUAAAUAUAAGACCGAGAUAACAGCAGAGAGGCAUCUCGCUUUCUGCACUAAGCAAGACAUUCAUUCAAACAGAACCUCAGACUUUGAAAAGCACCGCAGCAGUCAUGGCGCAAGCUCUGGACAUUGAGCGCUGGAACCCGGAGUGCUUGUUCAACAACACGGACCAUCGCACCGACCUCAACGGAGUGGAUCGGCUCAUCGUCCGGAGAGGCCAGCCGUUCACCAUCAGCCUGUACCUUCGGUCUGGGAGCUACCAGCCGGGCAUCAGCUCUCUUGACUGCAUCGCAGAAACAGGUCCUCAGCCCUCUGAGCAGUAUGGCACCAGGGCCCGUUUUGGUCUCUCUUCUAGCAUCGACACUUCCACCUGGAGCGCUACGGUAACCAGCCCCCCUGGAGACAUGGUGGCCCUGUCCAUCUGCUCGUCUCCCAAAGCUCCUAUUGGACGCUACACCCUUACCCUGGGCCAAUCAGAGAAGAUUGAGUUCAUUCUUCUGUUUAAUCCCUGGUGUCCAGCGGAUGCAGUGUAUAUGGACAACGAGCAGAAUCUGGCAGAGUAUGUGCUUUCUCAGGAUGGGAUCAUCUUUCGAGGCAGCAGCAAACACAUCAUACCCACUCCCUGGAACUUUGGCCAGUUCGAAAGUGGAAUCCUGGAUAUUUGUCUGAGGAUUCUGGACAUGAAUCCCAAAUGUUUAAGAAAUCCUGGAAAAGACUACUCAGGGAGAAGGAACCCUAUCUAUGUAACUCGAGUGCUAAGUGCCAUGGUGAAUUGCAAUGAUGAUAAAGGAGUAUUGCUGGGAAACUGGACAGAUGGAUACGAGGGAGGGGUCAGUCCCUUGUUUUGGCGUGGCAGCGUGGAGAUUCUGCGAAAUUGGGACACUCAGUCCUGUCAGCCUGUUCGUUACGGACAAUGCUGGGUGUUUGCUGCCGUGGCCUGCUCCGUUUCCAGAGCAUUGGGCAUUCCUUGCCGAGUCAUAACCAACUAUCUGUCUGCCCACGACACCAAUAGCAACCUGGUGAUUGAGCAUUAUGUCAAUGAAAACGGGGAACUCAUUCAGUCCAGAGACAUGAUCUGGAAUUAUCACUGCUGGGUGGAAAGCUGGAUGACCAGACCUGACCUCAAGCCUGAUUUUGACGGGUGGCAGGCUAGUGACCCCACUCCCCAGGAGAAGAGUGAAGGAGUGUAUUGCUGCGGCCCCAUCCCUCUCAGGGCCAUCAAGGAGGGAGAGCUUACGUUCAAGUACGACGCCCCGUUUGUUUUCGCUGAAGUCAACGCUGAUGUUGUCACAAUGAUGAAGAAAAAGGAUGGCAGCACUUCAAAAGUUACCACAAUCGGACUGGUGGGCCAGAUGAUCAGCACCAAGAGCGUUGGCAGUGACAGCAGAGAGGACAUCACUCACCUCUACAAGUACCCUGAAGGAUCUGAUGAAGAGCGCGAAGCAUUCACGAAAGCCAACCACCAAAACAAGCUUCUCCAACAGAACCCAGACCCGGGUCUUCACGUCACCAUCAAAGUUACGCCCGACAUGAGGAAGGGCUGCGACUUUGACGUGUUUGCUGUUGUCACUAACCACACAGAGGGAGAGAAGAAGUGCCGCCUGGUGUUUGGGUCCUGCGCUGUGUCCUACAAUGGGUUUUUGGGGGGAAAUUGUGGUUUCAAAGACCUGCUGAAUGUUCAGCUCCCUCCAGGUGCAGAGAGGCGAGUUCCGCUAAGGCUGAAUUACUCAAAGUAUGGGGGCCAAGUCACAGAGGACAACUUAAUUCGCCUGGCAGCUUUACUGCAUGACUACUCCACAGGACAGGCCAAGCUGGCGAUGAGAAACAUCGUACUGGACAAUCCUGAAAUCAAAGUCAGAGUGA